Molecule: messenger RNA, 1434 nt
Organism: Biomphalaria glabrata
Lineage: Eukaryota; Metazoa; Mollusca; Gastropoda; Planorbidae
Product: chitinase-3-like protein 1
Exons: 9
Coding region: 112-1299 (395 amino acids)
Biological process (GO): chitin catabolic process; carbohydrate metabolic process
Cellular component (GO): extracellular region
Molecular function (GO): chitin binding; chitinase activity
Source: RefSeq, a predicted model, not a curated record
AUUAAAGCUAACAUGAUUAAAACUUGAUGUAAAUAAAAUCGAUUUGUUAUCAUUUAAUUUUUUGUUUUAUUUCAUGCAUUCAUAUUCUUGUUCUGUACUUUAAAGGUGCUGAUGUCGCGGCUAAGGAAAAUGUUUUUGCAGCACUUAGUUUUGGUCUUGUGUCUUUCUUGUACCACAGGGCAUAUUUGUAAAAAUAUUUUAUGCUACUUCACCACCGAUUCCACAACGAAGGACGAAUUUCACAGAUUUCAUCCCAUGAACAUCAACCCAUUUUUGUGUACGCAUAUUGUGUACUACUACGCGCUUAUCUCCCGCAAUGAGCUUCACUUGUCUGAACAGACCAUUCAAUCCAACGACACCGAAAUUCCUUAUUACACAUAUGUGAAUAAUCAGAAAGAGUCUAAGUCUGAUCUGAAGACUUUAGUGUCUGUCAUCAUAAGGCUAUCGACAUUUUUCGUCUACGGCAAAGACUCCAAGGCUCGACAGACAUUUAUCCAAAACUUGAGAUCCUUUUUGCGCAAACACGAUUUUGAUGGGGUCGAAAUUAACUGGAGUACAGAGAAUGUCAAACUUUUACCUGUCUUUAAAACAAUUUUCACCACUUUGAUCCAGGAGAUUGCAAUGAACUUCCGAGAAGAGAGAAGAGACGACGGUAAAAAGAGGUUGAUUCUGGCCGUGAGUGUCUCACCCCUGAAGGAUGUCAUUGACAAGGUGUACGACGUUCAUAAUAUUUCCAGCUACGUAGAUAUGUUGAAUAUAGAAACAACUCGUUUUCGCACUGGCUCGGAACUAACCGUUGGUCAUUACAGUCCAUUGUAUGGAGAUUACCGCUUGGAAGUAGACACGAACUGCGUGGAUUUCUCAGUGAAGUAUUGGUUGAAAAAUGGAGCUCCAUCCAAAAAACUAAACAUUGGUUUAGGUUUGUUCGGACUGACCUACCAGACAGAAAAAUACUAUAGGCACUACAUUGGCAAUGCGGCAUUAGGGCCCGGUAGAAUAGCAGACCAAGAGCUGGACAUUUGUACUUACACUGACGUAAACCAGUUUUUAAGUUGGGGUGCCAAAAUCCAUCGAAGCAAAGACCAAGAAGUGCCCCACUUUGUCUUAAAUGAUCUGUGGGUUGGGUACGAGGACCAAAUUAGUUUGAAUGAAAAAGUCAACUAUGUUCUCCAGAACCAGCUAGCCGGUGUUACAGUCUGGUCAUUUGACAUGGAUGACUUUCGAGGGGACUUCUCUCUCGACGGGCCGUACCCUCUCAUGACGACCAUCAAAAAAGCCUGUGAAGAUUUCGCAUUUUAAGCCUGGCUCAGAACUUAAUCUACGCUCACACCCUCCGUAUUAAGCCAAUGGCGUAACACAUAAGCUUGCCCUUUUAUUAUUUUAAUUAUUUUUUAUUUAAUUUAAAAUUAAAGUCAAUUGUAUUUCACAAAUGAA